AAUCGCCUGUAACAAGCCGCCCCUCCUCCUGUGACGUUCCACGCCGUACGUAACGUGUUGGGAAGUGCAGCCGCUCCCCACGUGUCUGCGUUAUGAGCAGUAUGGCUGCCGCCUGAGCUCUAUAUCGGCGCUGACACACCGGGGAAGAAAACUGAGCUCCUGGGCCUGGCAGACCCGGAAGAUGGCUGCCGUGAACUCCGAUCCCUGAAUCUGCACUUUGGGUCCUGUAGCUCAGCCACUGUGAAGGGAAACAUAGACUGUUGGAUUAUUCAGCGAUAGUAUGGAAAAUGAAGAUGACGAUCCAAUUAUACAGGAGAUUGAUGUGUUUUUGGCUAAAAGUUUGUCAGAAAAGCUUUAUUUAUUCCAGUACCCUAUACGCCCUGCAUCGAUGACAUAUGAUGGCGUCACUCAUUUAUCAGCAAGGAUUAAACCAAAGCAACAAAAGGUGGAAAUGGAAAUGGCCAUUAACACAGCGAGUCCAAAUUACUGCCGCAGCAAAGGAGAGCAGAUCGCCCUGAAUGUUGAUGGCACAUCUAACGAUGAAACAAGCACCUACUCAACGAAACUAAUGGACAAGCAGACAUUCACUUCCAUACAAGCUGCAAGCAACACCUCUCGCUAUGCAGUAGCUUUCUACCGGAAAGGUGAAGUUCAUGUGACUCCUCUUAAUGGAAUUCUGCAAAUGCGUCCCAGCUUUACCUACUUGGACAAAGCUGACACCAAGUUUAAAGAGAGGGAAGCAGCCAAUGAAGGUGGGGAUUCUUCUCAGGAUGAAGUGGAGGAGGAUGUAAAGCAAGUGACUGUGCGUUUCUCCCGGCCAGAAUCUGAACAAGCCAAGCAGCGCAGAGCUCAAUCCUAUGAAUUCCUGCAAAAGAAGCAGGCAGAGGAAACCUGGGUCCAUCUUCACUACUCUAGUGUUAAGGAUAGUCGCUCAGAACACGAGCGUCAGUAUUUGCUUUGCCAGAAUACCAGCGUGGCUGACAAUAUGGAACUCGUUAAAUCCUCAAGAGAGUAUCUAUCCAUGCUGAUGCCUCCAGAUGUUGUUGAAGAAAAGGAGAAGCCUGUAGCACCAAGCAACGUGCUCUCCAUGGCUCAGCUAAGAACCUUACCUUUGGCUGACCAGAUAAAGAUCCUAAUGAAAAAUGUUAAAGUUAUGCCGUUUGCAAACCUCAUGGGGCUGAUGGCUGCUGGAACAGAAUCUAUUAAUGUUCUCAGAUGUAUACAGCAAGUGGCCAUGCUGGUUCAGGGAAACUGGGUGGUAAAAAGUGAUGUAGUUUAUCCAAAGGACUCCUCUAGCCCUCAUAGUGGUGUGGCAGCAGAAGUGCUUUGUCGUGGGAGAGACUUUGUUAUGUGGAGCUUCACAAAGUCCCGCUGGGUCGUGAGGAAAGAAAUCGCAUCUGUGACAAAACUUUGCCAGGAAGAUGUAAAAGAUUUCUUGGAUCAUAUGUCCAUUCCACGGAUCAACAAAGGCUGGGAAUUUAUGUUGCCUUACGAUGAAGACUUUGUGAAAAAGCAUCCAGAUGUGGUCGAGAGGCAGAACAUGCUGUGGAAAGGCAUUGAAACGAAAUUAAAGAAAGUGUUUAGCAUAUCGAAUGAAGAUAUGAUGUCCAAGAAACCAGACACGUCCUCAGCUCCACCUGUAGUGAUACCUGGGGACCAGCUAGUUAAUAUUGCAAAAGCAAAGGCUACUGAGAACCAAGCUCAGCUGGAGAGGACCUUGCAGAAGAAGAAAGAGCAAAGCAAGCAAGUUUCUUCUACCAUUACGGUUCUAGCAGACGUUCAUAUUAAAGAAGAGCCGGUAAGCGAUGAGGAACCCAUGGACACCUCUACCUGUGACAGUCUGAACAACGGGAUGGUCAAUGGUAUUCAUAUGGAUGAGAGUUCCCGUGAGUCAGUGAAUGGUCACACCCCAAGAGGUGACGGAGAUCUGGUAACAAAAGAACUGAAGGAGUUUGUGGCUACAACAUUCAAUAAACAAUUUGUUUUGACCAUGCGAGAACUUAAACGUUUAUUUAAUCUACAUUUAGCCAGUCUUCCUCCUGGACAUAUUCUGUUUAGUGGCAUCUCGGAUAAAAUGCUGCAGGAUACGGUUCUAAAUACUGGAUGCAAACAGAUUCAGGUGCCUUUUCCUCCACAGAGCACAGCGACACCUGAGGAACAGAAAGUGUUUGCAUUGUGGGAAUGUGGAGACUCUCAUGACCAGCUCCGACAGGCGCUGCUCGAUUUAUUCUCAAAGGGACAUCGCUUGCGCAGGAACCUGAUCCAGACAAAGCUGACCCAGGAGUUUGGAGAUGCUCUCGAUAAACAACAGCUGGACAAGGUGUUAAAGGACUGUUGUGUAUGUUAUGGAGGAAUGUGGUAUCUUAAAGGAACAGUGCAGUCCUGAUACUACGGGAGAGACGACAAUUUAUCAGUAUAGUAGUCUGGGCCCAAGAGUGGCCAGUAACCAAUGGGAUUCUGAGGAGCCAAGCACAUGCACCAUUACACCACACUGGUUCAUGGCUACAGAACGCACCUACGACUGCAUGGCCUGGAGAAAGCGAAUCCUUCCAAGGCUGGUGACUGAUCACUUUGAUUGUCAACAUAUUUUCCUUUUAAAUAUAUAUAUAAAUAUUUUUGUUUUCUUUUUUGGAAAACCCAGUAAUAAACUGAAAUAAAGAAAUUACGUACAAGAGAAA
Messenger RNA from Xenopus laevis (African clawed frog), 2678 nucleotides. It is a transcript of the gene polr3e.L, whose product is annotated as polymerase (RNA) III (DNA directed) polypeptide E (80kD) L homeolog. Gene Ontology annotation, cellular component: nucleus; RNA polymerase III complex. The coding region runs from base 281 to 2386 and encodes 701 amino acids. The record is from RefSeq and is a predicted model, not a curated record. Lineage: Eukaryota; Metazoa; Chordata; Amphibia; Anura; Pipidae. The transcript has 22 exons. Gene Ontology annotation, biological process: tRNA transcription by RNA polymerase III; DNA-templated transcription.